CGCCGGGAGCUCGGGCCUCAGCCGGUCCCGCCGCGCCGGCCCAGGGCCGCGAGCGCUCCACCGCCGGCGCCUACCGGCUCUGCGCGGGCGCCGAGCGCUGGGGGGAGAGGGAACCGCCGCGGGAGCGCGCCGGGAAGAGGCGGAGACGGGGAACGGCCGCCGCCGCGAGCGAGCCCCGCCCCGCCCGCCCACUCCCCGCUCCCCGCCCGCCGGGACCGUUUCGGCCGCCUUCCCCCCGCUCCGCGUGCGCGCGCGCCGCUCCCGCGCCGGCCGGGCCGCAUGAGCGGCAUGAGCGGCUCCGCCUGAGCGCCGCGCGCGCCGCCACCUCCCUGCUGCCGCCCGGUCCCGGCGGGCGUCGCGUCCCCCCGCGCCGCCGCCGAGGAUGCUGAAGAUGAAGCUGCCCCUGAAGCAGACGAGCCACAAGGCAGCGGCGGCGGAAGAUGCGACGGCGGCGGGGUUGAAGGAGCCCGGCGGUGCCCUGGACUGUCACCUCCCCCUGCAGCAGCAGGUGCCCCGGGCCCGCGGGGGCGCCGCGGCGGCGGCGGGGAGGGGGUGUGGGCUGGAGGGGCCGAGCCGGCUGCGCGGCCUGGGGCCGGGGCCUGGGCCCGGCCCGCCGGCCCCCCCCGCCUCCCUGGGUGCUCCGGGCGGCGGCGGUCCCGGCUCGGCGGCCGCCCGCACGGACAAGGAGACGGUGUACGAGUGGUUCGGGCUGGUGCUGGGGUCGGCGCAGCGCCUGGAGUUCAUGGUGGGGCUGCUGGACCUGUGCAACCCGCUGGAGCUGCGAUUCCUGGGCUCCUGCCUGGAGGACCUGGCCCGCAAGGACUACCACUGCCUCCGCGACUCGGAGGCCAAGGCCAACGGGCUCAGCGACCCCGGGCAGCUCGGCGACUUCCGCGACCCCGCCGUGCGCUCCAAGCUCAUCGUCUACCUGGCCCUGCUGGGCUCCGAGAACCGCGAGGCCGCCGGCCGCCUGCACCGCCUCCUACCCCAGGUGGACUCCAUCCUGCAGAGCUGCCCGGCGGCGCGGCGGGCCCCGGCCGAGGAGGAGGAAGAAGAGGAGGAGGAGGAGGACGGGGACGUGGUGGUGGUGAUGGACGGAGCCACGGAGAACGGGCAGGCCGGGAUCCCCGCCGCCCAGGGCCUGGGCUGCGGCGCGCAGGAGGAGCUGCUGCUGCUCUUCACCAUGGCCUCGCUGCACCCGGCCUUCUCCUUCCACCAGCGAGUCACCCUGCGGGAGCACCUGGAGCGGCUGCGGAGGGCCCUGUGCGGGGACCAGGAGGAGGAGGAGGAGGGCUUCGGCCGCCACCCGGCCCAGAAUGACUUUUCCCAUGGUGACUGCAUGUCAAGCAAUGAGACCAGUUUGCUAGAGCGAAGCACAGCACCUCAUGAUGGACUCCCGAUGGCUUCCCAUAGACCUCAGCGAGAAGCUGUACACAUUGAGAAGAUAACCCUGAAAGACGUAUCAAGAAAAAGGGCUGACAAACAUUUGGAGUACACAUUCAAAGUAACCUGGUCCGAUUUUUCAGUAACAUGUGUAACAAAAACACAUCAGGAGCUUCAGGAAUUCCUGCUAAAACUCCCAAAGGAACUGUCUUCUGAAGCAUUUGACAAGACUAUUUUAAGAGCACUAAAUCAGGGUUUUCAAAAGAGGGAAGAACGAAGGCAUGCUGAUCUUGAGCCCAUAAUCAGGCAGCUAUUUUCAAGUACAUCACAAGCUUUUCUGCAGAAUCAGAGAGUAUACAACUUCUUCCAAUCAAUUUCAUCAGAAUCUUUGCACACUCACAGUAAUUUACAACCCUCUUUGAAGACGGUUAAGACAGCAGAACACUUCAAGGAGGACAGUUCAGAAGCUUCAAGUCAGGAGGAAGAUGUAAUGCAACACACAGCAGUUCACAAGAAACAUAAUGGAAAAAGUCCUGUUGCCAACAGCACUAGCAGUGCAAAAUGUUCUUCACUGGAUAGCCUUAACAUACAGCACUCGGAGCAGAAUGGGGUAGUGGACUGGAGAAGGAAAAGCUGUAUUGUCCAGCAGCACCCAGAACACUGUACUAACCUACUUGACCAGCACACAGUGGAAAAACGAAGUCUGUCUACAGUAAGCAAGAAGAAAGGAAAGCCACAGCUGGAAAAGGAGAAAGCAAAGAAAACUGACUGCAGGUUGACUAACAGGAGUAAUGGAGUUCGAGUUGCAGCAUCACAGCACAUCCGUACUGGGACAGCAAAAGAUCUGAAUUUGGAUGCUGGAUCUGGCCACGAUACAUGUGGAGAAACAUCAUCUGAAAGUUACAGCUCUCCUUCUAGUCCACGACAUGAUGGGCGGGAAAGCUUUGAUAGUGAAGAAGAAAAAGACAGAGAUACAGACAGCAAUUCUGAGGACUCUGGGAAUCAAAAUACAACCAGGUUUACAGGCUACAGUGCUGUCAGUUCAUCAAAUAUGAACAAAUCAUCUGCUCAGAUCUCUUCAGUGAAUAAUGAAAAUGGGAGCCUUUCAGAAGAUCCUUUGAAUGCAAAGUUUCAGCAUAUUUCCUUCAUGCCUGCCUUACACUGUGUGAUGCACAGCGCUGCCCAGAAGCCUGAAGCAGUUGUCCCACCACCCAUCUCUGCAGAUGGUAAAACCAUGGGAAUGCUGGUUACCACACCCGUCGCUGUCUCGCCGGUGAGAGAGUCUGCGAAUUCCCCUCCUGCGGGAAUGGGCCCAGUGACCUCUGGUGAACCUGAGAAACGCCUUGAGCUCAUGGCUUCCCCUUUGCCAGUCCCAUCCUCCUUCCUUCCACAUUCUGUCCAGCCUGGUAGCCCUGCUUUGCAUUUGGCAAUACAUAGGUUGAAAAUCCCCUCUCCACAGGGAUCAUCAGAAAGUUGCACAGUUAAUGGACCACAGCAGCCGACAGGAAACUUAAGUAUUGGAUCACCAAAUACUGCCUUUAUCCCAGUCCACAAUCCAGGUAGUUUCCCAGGAUCCCCAGUUCCUACUACGGAUCCCAUCACAAAAUCUGCAUCCCAGGUGGUAGGACUGAAUCAAAUGGUGCCUCACAUUGAGGGAAACCCAGGAGCAAUCCCUCAGCCUACCAAUCUUAAGGUAGUUCUUCCAGCAGCUGGUCUCUCCACAGCAGCACCACCACCUCCACCAGCUUCGUACACUUUGCCAGGCAGCCCUCACGCUACCAGUGUGUUGCCCAACCAGAAUACAAACGUGCUGAGCACUGGAGCAACUUCCUCACCACCUCAGUCCGCUGGCCUCGGCGUUGGUCAGGUCCAGUCCACUGUUCCUCCUGCAAUCCCGACACACACGCCAGGCCCUGCCCCCAGCCCGAGCCCCGCUCUAACACACAGCACUGCACAGAGUGACAGCACAUCCUACAUAAACGCUGUUGGGAAUAAUAACACUAACGGGACAAUGUUACCUCCGCAGCAGCUGGCAUCUGGCCCUUGCGGUUCUUGUGGACGUAGGUGUAGCUGUGGGACCAAUGGCAGCCUUCAGAUUAAUAGCUAUUUUUAUCAUAACCCACUUCAUGGACAAGUCUACAGAGUUCCAUCUUUCUUCACUCUGCCAUCACUUUGCAAUGGCAGCUACCUCAAUCAAGCACAUCAAAGCAAUGGAACACAACUUCCGUUCUUCCUGCCUCAGUCUCCGUAUGCAAACGGGCUUAUGCAUGACCCAGUGAUGGGGAGCCAAGCCAACUAUGGUAUGCAGCAGAUGGCAGGAUUUGGGAGGUUCUAUCCUGUAUAUCCAGCACCUAACGUAGUUGCCAACACAAAUGGGUCGGGACCCAAGAAGAACGGGAACGUUUCAUGUUACAAUUGUGGUGUAAGUGGACACUAUGCGCAGGACUGUAAGCAGUCAUCCAUGGAGGCCAGUCAACAAGGCACUUACAGACUGAGAUACGCACCUCCCCCUCCCCCUUCCAAUGAUACCUUGGAUUCUGCAGACUGAAACAAGUAAACAUUGCCUACUCAAACUGAAGCUUGGGAAACUGGGGAAGGUGUGUGUGGGAGGGGGAGGUUGGUUAUGUGUUUUGGGACAUUCCCGGUUUUAUAUUCUUUUGGAAUUUUUCAUUGCUUUUGCACCUCUGUUCCGUACAAAAGAAGAAAGCUGAGUCCCUGGUCUCCUCCUGGUUCUACAAGAGGCUUGCGUAAUGCAUGUAAUUCACACACACAGCCAAACAAUCAGAGCAUUCGAACCAUGCUUUUGCACUGAAGACUUGAGACAUGUGCAAUGUUUACUGCAGUUUAAAAAACAAAAUAAAUUCCUCUGACCUCUGACAUCACUGGUGGAGCAGCCAUAUGGUGAAAGAAGAAACUUGGUCAUGUUCCCCACCACAAUCUUCUUCCCUCCCUCUCUCUUCUCCUUAUGCUGCUGUUUUCUUUUCUUUCCUUUCCCUGGUUGUCCACGUGGAUUCGUUGGACUUGCAUGAGUGUUUAGCAGUUCAUACAGACCCUGCCCGUACUCUAAAUUUAAUGCUCAUGAGUUGAGGGGAGAUGUUCAAACAUCCUAUUAGCAGAGUCCAAAGGAAAACAUGAUACUGUAUGUGUAUUAUACCUGAUAAUAAUACAGAUACGCAGCUCUCAAGAGGCCCAAACAAAUGAAAAUACAUAGAGCAGGAAGGGGCUGAAACUUUGUGGACUGGAACAGAUUUAAAUGAACGAGCUUAAAUUGACAGAUUUUUCUUCCCUUGUAGCUUUUUAGCCUGUAUGUUCAGCAACAAAGGUGAAAAAAAUGGUAUGAAUGUUGUAUUCAGUGUGUUUGCAUUUGUCAUGAAAGUUGACAGCAUUUUUUCCUUUUUUAAAGCUAUUCUACAUCGUGUCAACACAGAAUGAACAUUACUUGAUUGAAUAUUUUUUCCUAAACUAUUACAGUGUUGCAUUGUACUUAGAAUGUAAAUGUUUUCUUUCAAACUGAACAAAAGCUAUGGUUUUCUACAAAAUAGUCAGGUAUUAGUAUUAGAACCUGUCUACCAAAUAGAAAAGUCACUAUUUUAUAACAAUUUACCACUAUGCGUAAUUACGGUAUAAUGUGAAAGACUGAAAUGAGUGUUAAGAUGGUAUUAAACAUGUCAGUAUCAUGAGUAAGUAAGUUUAAUGCUGCUGUAUUUUUUAUUUUAUUUUUAAAAGCCAAUAUAUGUACUAAAUUGCUUCCAGGUAAUAUUUGAUUUCCUAAAGUGCACUGAGGUUAUCUGGAAGACGAGUGUGUUUUUUGACUGCUGCAUUCAACACCGAUGAACAACUACCACUGUAUAUCCAUAGGGUUUGGCAUUCCUCACAGUUCAUGGCAGAAAUGUUUUUUUCUUAAAAUCAGACCCAGUGUCCAGUAGAGGGAUGAAAUAUAAAUCAAUCUUUGGUUCAACCGUCUAAUAAAUUGCUAAACAAACAAAAAACUUGAAGAAAAAAAAAAAAGCUUGAUUACUACAUUUCUUCAUAGGUAGCAUUUAUAUUUAUAGCACCAGUGUACAUUUUGAAACUUUUUUCUUGGGGGGGAGGGGAAUGGGAGGGAGGUAGAUGAAAGCUUUAAUUUAAAAAAAUAAAAAAAAAAGUUUAAGUAGUAAAUGAAAAUUAUUUUGAUUAAAAUUUUUAUUUGAUCUGGGUAUUUUUGGACCACUUGAAAUGAAUGAACUGCGUUUGAGUUGAAGUGAGGGUGUUAAACCACCAAUGGACUUGUAUUGUGAAUUACCUGCCAGUUGUACUUUAUGGAACUUAUUUUAUGAUUUAAAAUACUGUACUGUAAAUAGGAGGUAUGUUACCUUCUCUUUAUUUGUAUGUUUACCAUAUACUUUGAUAUUUGAAAUGUACUGGAAAGGUCACUUAUAUUUCUAGAAGAGAUUGGAUUUUAUGCAACCUUUUUCCUUGAAUUAACAGCAAUAAAAAAAAAAGAAAAAAAGUACCUGUGUGCAUGUACUGUCCUUUAUCACUGAGAAUGAUGAAUCACUGCUGCUGGGUAUGGGGAUGGGAUCAUGGAAAGCUACCAUUCUGGUUGGAAUUUGUCACUUUUGAGGCAAAGCCGAGAGUAUUUGACUUAAACUGAGGUCAGUCUCAUGUCUGAAGUCAAGAUACUGUAUCUCGAUUUCAACUUCUUUAAGAUCUAGGAGAUCUCCUGGCAGAAAUAGGUUAUCCUUGUGCAAUAGAGCAGGACUUGGACUUCAGCCCUUUCA
Messenger RNA from Prinia subflava (tawny-flanked prinia), 6143 nucleotides. It is a transcript of the gene ZCCHC2, whose product is annotated as zinc finger CCHC-type containing 2. The coding region runs from base 383 to 3931 and encodes 1182 amino acids. Gene Ontology annotation, molecular function: nucleic acid binding; phosphatidylinositol binding; zinc ion binding. The transcript is spliced from 14 exons. The record is from RefSeq and is a predicted model, not a curated record. Lineage: Eukaryota; Metazoa; Chordata; Aves; Passeriformes; Cisticolidae.